Molecule: messenger RNA, 435 nt
Organism: Striga asiatica
Lineage: Eukaryota; Viridiplantae; Streptophyta; Magnoliopsida; Lamiales; Orobanchaceae
Source: the annotation of a GenBank genome assembly
AUGGCCGCCCAAAAUAGAGAGAAGGAAGAAACCGAGCUCAAGGUCCCCGAAAACAUACCUAUAUGCACGCCGCCGCCGACGACGAUCCACACCCCCCCGCCACAACAGCCUCCCGCCGUCCGAUCUCCACCGGAGACCCCAGAUCCGAAUCUUCAGGCGGCGUCCGAACGGAGAUCCAGCUCCGCCGGUUCCCCGGAUCUGGUCAACGCCGUGGGGAAUCUGAAGAGGCCUAGGGAGGUGACCCGGUGCUCCGGGUCGGGCUGCAGGAAGAAGGUCGGCCUUAUGGGUUUCCGGUGCAGGUGCGGCGACGUGUUUUGCUCGGAGCACAGGUACUCGGAUCGUCACGAAUGUAGCUAUGAUUACAAAGCGGCCGGACGGGAGGCGAUCGCGAAGGAAAAUCCGGUCGUCCGUGCCUCAAAACUUCUCAAGGUUUGA